AUAAGCUAGGUGAUGGAAUUUCCAAAGUAAAAGUCGAGUUUUGUUUUUUGGUCCAAGAAAACUUCUCUGUAGAAUUGCUGGAUAAUUCUCCAGUUUUUUCCUUUCCAUCAUCUUACUGUUGGUGAAUUUCUUCCAUACAUCAGCAUAGUUCAGAAAAAUGACGUCGUUUGUCCUUGUGUGGAUGAUGAUGACGUUGGCUGUGAUGUCGACAUCAGCGUCUCUGUCGAAUCAUGCGACGCAUCAGAGACCACUCCGUAAAUCUGGCUGGGGACGGGUUCUGACUGCGGAAGACAAAGACUCCUCGUUUAUUGUUGAAAUCGUGGCCAUUUUAGAUGAUGGUAUUCAAAUCGCCGAUCCUGGUUGCCUCAUAUCAGAAAGGUGAGACAUCGACAUUUUUAUUUUUACCGUUCAUUAAAUCUGGAG
Molecule: messenger RNA, 423 nt
Organism: Notodromas monacha
Lineage: Eukaryota; Metazoa; Arthropoda; Ostracoda; Podocopida; Cyprididae
Source: the annotation of a GenBank genome assembly